AUGUUCGAAUCAAAUACAGAUAAUGAUGAACUUAAUAACUUGGAAAAAAUAAAUGCAGUUUUGAAAAAAGAUGUUACACAUUUCAAGGAAAGAGAAGCAAUUCUAAGAAAGAUUCAAUUAUAUCAAGCUAAAAUUUCAAGUGCACAAUAUUCAUUUGCGGGGGCUGCAUUUGAGGAAACAAAGAGAGAAAAAAGGGCAGUUGAACAACUUCUUCAAGAAAAUCAACUUGUUAAUGACAGUAAAAGUGAAUAUGAAAAAAUUAUCAUUGAUGCAACAGAAAGAAAGGGGGUGUAUUCCAGUUGGCAUAGUGCACAAGAAUGUAAACUUCAACAGCUAUCUAAUAAAUUAAAAAGAUUGAAUGAUAAAACAGAUGAAAUAUAUAAGGAAUUAUCAACUAUUAAAAGAGCUAAUUACAGAGGAGAACAAAUCACACAAAUUAGAUUGGAAGUUUCUCAACUAGAAAAUUCAAUUAAACAACAAUUAUUUAAACAAAGGAAAAUUGAUUUACAAUGUGAAAUUGAUUUGUCCAAAUCAAUUAAAGAAAAAGAAAUUUUCCUAGAAGAAACCCUUUUAGAUCAGAACUUAACUCAAGUUUUGAAAGAUGAUGGUGAGUUAGGUAGCCAAAUACAAGAAAAGAAAGAUAUUUUGAGGCAAACAUCUGAUAGACUUGUCACCAGAAGAUUUGAUGAAAUUGAAGAAAAGAAGACAUAUCAUUGCCAAGAAUCAGAUAAGUUGAUAAAUAAACUUGAUGAUAUAUCACAAAAAAUGACAUUAGAAGAAAUUAGAAAUGCUAUUGAUCAUGAAAAAGAAAAUAUAAACCUUUAUAAUGAGGUUGAUCCUAACAUUAUAGAUUCAUACAAUGAAAGACAAGCUCAAAUUGUUUUCCUUAGAUCUCAAAAAGAAAAAAGAGAAUUAUCAUUAAAAGAACUAAAUGAUGAAAUUGCAAAGGAAAAGGAGCAAUGGGAUCCUAAAUUAUAUGAAUUGGUUAGAAAAAUUGGUGAACUCUUUUCAAAUGCAUUUAAUAAAAUCGGAUGUACUGGUGAAGUGCAUAUCAACACUCAUGAAGAUUAUGAUAAAUGGGAUAUAAAUAUUCUGGAAAGAUCUGUAUCAACUAUCAUGUAUUUAAUGGCAUUACAAGAAUUGGCCAAAACACCAUUUUGUGUUGUUGAGAUUAACCAAGGAAUGGAUCCUAAAAAUGAAUACUUAGUUCAUAAUCAUAUGAUUGAAACUUCAUGUCAUCAACCUUCACAAUAUUUUUUAAUAACUUCUGAAUUGUUGUCAGAUUGUGAUCUUAAAUAUAAUGCAUUUACAAUGCUUUGUUUCAUUAAUAAUGAAGAAUGGCAAUCUGAAAGAAUGAACUGA
Molecule: messenger RNA, 1362 nt
Organism: Entrophospora sp. SA101
Lineage: Eukaryota; Fungi; Glomeromycota; Glomeromycetes; Entrophosporales; Entrophosporaceae
Source: the annotation of a GenBank genome assembly